Molecule: messenger RNA, 2131 nt
Organism: Phragmites australis (common reed)
Lineage: Eukaryota; Viridiplantae; Streptophyta; Magnoliopsida; Poales; Poaceae
Product: lysophospholipid acyltransferase LPEAT2-like
Exons: 13
Coding region: 161-1804 (547 amino acids)
Biological process (GO): phospholipid metabolic process
Molecular function (GO): calcium ion binding; lysophosphatidylethanolamine acyltransferase activity
Source: RefSeq, a predicted model, not a curated record
ACGCAAAAGCGAAACCACGACCACAAACAAAAAGAACGUCUCCUUCCUUCCACGCCAUGCUAUUGGGGUUAUUGGCGAAAAUCCUCUUUGAUAAAAGCCCUAACUCCUCUCCUCCAUUCGCCUUCCUCUCCCACCGCCGUCUCCGACCACCGCCUCAUCCAUGGCGUCUCCAAACCCUAGCCCUAGCCCCAACUCCCUCUCCACGCCCCUCCUCUCUGACUCCGUCGCGCCGACCCGCGCUGUCAACGACCACGGCAACCAUCACCACGGCCACGCCGCCGCCUCCGUGUGCGAUGGCGGCGGCGACCCGUUCGCGUUCCUCUCGGAGGAUCGUCCCCCGCGGGACCGAGGCCCGUCCCCGGCCGACCCGUUCCGCAACGGGACGCCGGCGUGGGGCGGCGGCUUGUACGGGUGGGCGAGGGCGCUGCUGUGCGCGCCGGUCGCGGCCGUGCGGCUGGUGCUGUUCGGGCUGGCCAUCGCGGUCGGGUACGCGGCCACGCGGGUGGCGCUGCGCGGGUGGGUCGACACGCAGGGGCUUCCGCGGGAGGGCGCCGGGCCCAUGCCGGCGUGGCGGCGACGGCUCAUGUGGGUCACGCGGAUCUCCGCGCGCUGCAUCCUCUUCGCCUUCGGGUAUCAUUGGAUCAAGAGGAAAGGAAGGCCUGCCCCCAGAGAACUCGCACCUAUAGUUGUUUCCAAUCAUGUCUCGUACAUAGAACCUAUAUUCUACUUCUACGAACUGUUUCCAACCAUUGUUUCAUCGGAGUCUCAUGAUUCCCUACCGUUAGUUGGAACAAUUAUUCGAGCAAUGCAGGUUAUAUAUGUCGAUAGAUUCUCACCAGCUUCAAGGAAGGCUGCUGUAAAUGAAAUAAAGAGAAAGGCCGCUUGCAAUAGCUUUCCACGGGUCCUGUUAUUCCCUGAAGGCACCACAACAAAUGGGAGAUUCCUGAUUUCAUUCCAACAUGGCGCAUUCAUACCGGGCUACCCUGUUCAACCAGUUGUUGUUCGUUAUCCACAUGUGCACUUUGAUCAAUCAUGGGGAAAUAUAUCGUUAGUAAAACUCAUGUUUAAGAUGUUCACCCAGUUUCACAAUUUCAUGGAGGUUGAGUACCUCCCUAUUGUCUACCCUCCUGAGAUCAAGCAAGAGAAUGCCCUUCAUUUCGCAGACAAUACCAGCUAUGCUAUGGCACAUGCCCUUAAUGUUUUGCCGACUUCUUAUUCAUAUGGUGAUUCAAUGAUUAUUGCACGAGCAGCAGAAGCUGGAAAGGCGAAUUGCUCAAAUUAUAUGGUAGAAAUGGCCUGGGUAAAAGAGAUUUAUGGUGUAAGCACAGCAGAAGCAAUGGAACUCUUGGAACACUUCCUAGCUAUGAAUCCAGAUAGCGAUGGACGUGUGAAAGCACAAGACUUUUGGGCUCCUUUUGGUCUAGAUUGCAGUCCUCUGUGCAAAAAGAUAUUUCACUACUUCGAUUUCGACAAAAAGGAAUCCAUAACAUUCCGUCAGUUCUUGGUUGGGUGUGCGCACCUCAGGAAGCAGCCGUUGUUCGAGGGUGCCUGCGAGACUGCCUUUGAGAAGUGCAGGGAUCCGGAAACAUCCGACAUCUCCAGGGCGCAGCUAGCUGACGUCCUACGGUUAAGCAUGCUGAUGCCUUCUGACGACGGGAUGCUAAAGCUGUUCAAGACGUUCGACGUCGACGAUGACGAUAAGAUCGGCAAGGAUGACUUCGUCACGUGCCUCCAGAGAUUGCCCUUUAUGAUCGCGCUCUUCGCUGGCCCGAUCAACGGGGAAGUGUACAUCGAGAUAGUCUGAAUUCUGAUGCAGUUCAGAGCCGUGUAAGAGUAAAGGCUGGUGCUGAAAGACGCAGGGACUCCUCCGUUUAUCCAUAGGGAUCCCCUCCACCGUCCGUUUUGAGACACCAACCAGAAACCACCUUAUGCAUGCAUGGGCUGCACAGAGUGGCUAACCAGUAUAGUGCGACAGUUUUGUUUUGUUUCGUUUCUUCGAUGAAGUUAUCACUACGGAAAUCUGUUGCGAGAUACGCGCUGGGUUAUGCAUAUGGUACAACAUCGAUUGGAUUGAGUGCACAUAGAAAUCUCUACCAUAUCAAAUACGAGUUGAUUUUCACAUCUUCUCUUA